AUGUCGCAGCAUCCACAAUUGCAGACGAGAGCUUUGGCUGACUUCGAAAGCUGCUCCGAAUACGAGGAGGAGGCAAAGAGAAGCCUCUCUGAAUCCAGCUGGGGCUAUAUAGCCGGAGGGGAGAGCGACACCAUCCAGCGCAACCUGGAUGCUUUCAAGUCCUUCGCGCUGCGACCGCGGAUUCUGCGAGAUGUCUCUCACAUCAGUGUUGACUGCCGUAUCUUCGGAAAGCGCUGUGCAACUCCGAUAUAUCUCAGCUCACUUGCCAAGGGCGGCUUGGUUUCCAGUGGUGGCGAGGCUACCUUCGUCCGUGCUGCGGCCAGGUGUGGGACCAGGUUCAUCGUUCCGUCCAUAUCAAGUGUUCCCCUGCGUGAUGUAUGGGCAGCAUCCGAAAGUUGCGAUCUGGCUUUCCAGUUCUACCUUCUGGGAGACGAAGCUUCCAGUAUCGAGCGGCUACAGGAAGCGAUUUCGCUCGGUGCAUCUGCCAUCGUUGUUACAGUUGAUGCCAAUGCUCCUCGAAAGGGUGCGCUUUUCCGGGCGACGGCUGGUGCGACGGGGGUCUUUCCGAGCCCGAGGCUGUCUUGGUCUCGACUGGCGGAGCUCAAGGCAAUGCUGCCAAGAGGGAUGCCGAUGUAUUUGAAGGGAGUCCAGACCGCGGAGGAUGCUUUGGAAGCUGUAGCGCUAGAUGUGGCAGGCAUCAUCGUGUCGAACCAUGGGGGUCGAGCAUGUGCAGAUUCGAUGGCGGCCUUGCACUGCCUGGAAGACGUAGCUUCAGCUCUGCGUGCUGCGGGGGUGCUUGGGAAGAUCGAGCUUUACUUCGACAGUGGUGUGCGGAGUGGCCGAGAUGCUUUGAAGGCGUUGUGUCUUGGAGCCACAGCUGUUGGGAUCGGCCGUCCGUAUUACUGGGCCGCCGCUUGCCACGGAGAAGAUGGUAUCGUAGCCCUCUUGCAGAUGCUCACUUCAGAGCUGCAACAUGCGAUGGCUCAAAUCGGUGCAAGCACUUUGCAUGUACUGUCUCCUGACAGCUUGUGCCGCGUCGUGCCGGCACCUUCCAGACUGUAA
Molecule: messenger RNA, 1062 nt
Organism: Symbiodinium sp. CCMP2592
Lineage: Eukaryota; Dinophyceae; Suessiales; Symbiodiniaceae
Source: the annotation of a GenBank genome assembly